Messenger RNA from Diabrotica virgifera virgifera (western corn rootworm), 866 nucleotides. RefSeq lists its product as uncharacterized. The transcript has 3 exons. The record is from RefSeq and is a predicted model, not a curated record. The coding region runs from base 400 to 804 and encodes 134 amino acids. NCBI's taxonomy places the organism in Eukaryota, Metazoa, Arthropoda, Insecta, Coleoptera, Chrysomelidae.
CAAGUGAUAUUGAACAUUUUUUUCUAAUCAGGAGACAAGCAGACCUUGUAUAACUAUGUAAGAGACGGAAUAAAUUUCUAAAUCCUUGAUCCAUAAAUAACUAAUUUGAAUACCUUGUUUCAAAACAAUGUUCUUCAAGAGUAAAUUUUUCCAUAUCUUAUUUUCCCAUUUAAAACAAAGGAACCGCUUCUUAAUAUUUGAUAAAAAAUAUGUGAUUUGCGUGAUAAUCAAACAAUUAAAAAAUCUGCUGAUUUAAUUGGUUCCAUUUCUUAGAAAGCAGACUUUAUCAAUAAACAAAUCAGAAGGACAUUUUUUUAUAUAUAUAUAAACAGAAAACAAUUUAGGGGUGUCAUAACUCUGAUUAUUUUUAUAUUAGCUGAAACCUAUCAAAUUUUUAAAAUGUACACUAAGUUUACUGUUGUUGCCCUUUUAUUGUGUGUUGCUUUAAAUGAAGUACAUAGCGGAGUUAUACUCGGCAAAAGAUUAGGUAGAAGUUUAACAGCAUGUCCUGAUCCCCUUAACCCAGGAAUAUUGGUAUCCGACAACGACAUUUCAGGAGGUCUCUUCGAAUCUAUCAACUUAAGAAUUCCAGAAAUAGGAUUGUUAGAAACGCCUAUUUCAUGCAUAUUGAUCGUUGAUAAAAAGAAGAGUUCAACUGACCCAAUUAUUGGUGCAGGAGGUGUAGGUUCUCCAUAUGUUGAAAUAAGUAUCAAACCAGGAUUCUUCGAAUCUCUUCAUUAUAGGAUUGAAGUGUACAGGAAAGCACCUGAUACCACGCCUGCCUCAACAGCAACAACUCUUUAGUUAAUAUAAAUACAUAUUUUUUAAAUAUUUUUUUAAUGUCCAAUAAAUUUUUGAAAUAGAAA